ACCCUUCACCUUCCUUGUCGCCCUCCUUUGGAGGCUCCCUGAUAGUUUUAGGGCUCUCUCAUACUGAGGCACCCACACCUGCGCCCAGCGCUCGAGGUGAGGCCGCAGCAACGCAGAGCAGAGUCCCCCAUGCCUGGACACGGGCCAGGCCCUCACGACACGGCCAUGACGUGCUGAGCACAACCCCGGUUCCCACCACGUUGCUUCCCCAGCGGCAAUCCUAUGGAAAAGAGCCUUCUAAAACACUGACGAGCAGACACCGUGAAUGUUCUCUGCAAUUUAUUGAGAAUGGCAACAUCCCAAGGACAUAUCACACACAGAAAGGAAAGAAGGGGGCACAGUACAUCUGGUUCCAUGUCACAGCAGGCCUAGCACAGAAAAGCAAGCUUGGUUCUCUUUGCAAAGAGUCCACGUGGGCAGGAGGUGUCAGCAGGUACCAUGGAGCAAGGGCAAGUGGAGCCCAAAGCCACAGCUUGAGAGUGCUCCUGCACCCAGCGGGGGACACCGGGCAUGUAAAGCUGCCCAGGUGCUUCACCCCGGGACGAUUUGUCCCUCUGGUCGCCUGCAGAGAGGCUGCUCGCUCCCCGGCUCUGCCAAGGGAGGAGUCCACUUGCCCCUGCCUGCCAUGCCCCGCAGCACAAGUGAAUGGAAGCACCAGGAUGUACUGCAUGCAGAAGCACCCCGGGGAUACGGCCAUCUAGGAAGCAACCUGACGGAAUAGGCACAGAGAGUGUUUUUAUACACAUUUGCCACAAGGCAGCCAGAAAUGUACAAGGCAGCAAGAAAGGCAGAGCAUUUUCCUCCUUUAAAUCAGCUCUCCGCACUGGGUAUCCACACGAGAGACUUUUCUUUGCUCAGUUAUUCAUCGCUGGGCAUGGGGCUAGCGAGCAGCGUGGCACAGCCACAAGGCUCCCUUCCUGCAAAGGAGCCCGGAGGACCAGCGGGUACGUGGUGGGCCAAGAGGGACACAGUUCGUUUCCUUGUGGGAUACCGGAGUCGGAUUUAAGGAGGCUGGGCUGCUGCCAGGAGAGGGGAGGAGAAGCUUCUUUUGUUUCCCGAUCUGGCUUCAGGGCUCAGAACCUCACUCCUGAAGACUUGACAGAGGUGGUUGUGACACAUCUCCGGACAGAGGAGGAUCCCCCGCCAGAGCUGAAGUUGCCACCUCCAGACGCGCACAUCCUUCCACUUCCAGAAGAGAAGCCUCCGCUGUACAUUCCUCCUCCCAUGCCACAGCUGCCUCCAGAGCUUCCACCUCCAAAGCCUCCUCCUACUCCACAUACACCUCCUCCCAUUCCUCCUCCCAUGCCGCUGCCGCCGAAGCCUCCUCCCAUGCCGCUGCCGCCGAAGCCUCCUCCCAUGCUGCUGCCGCCAAAGCCUCCUCCCAUGCCGCUGCCGCCGAAGCCUCCUCCCAUGCCUCCUCGGCCUCCAGUGAUGGUGGUCCUGCCUACCACAGCUGGAAGAGAAGCACAGGUUAUGCAUGGGGCCGUGGCAGGUUGCCUAUCCAAAAUACACAGCCCACUGCUCCUCCACAAGGAAACACCUGUGGAUACUUACAGACAUUCACGUUGGACAUGCCAUCAUUGCAAAGCCUGAAAAAGGAAAAUAGUAAAUUUUAAUAGCCUAACAAAAGAGACAUCUUAUAUAUUGAAAAGUUAAUUUUCA
Oxyura jamaicensis (ruddy duck) is the source of this 1662-nucleotide messenger RNA. RefSeq names its product actin cytoskeleton-regulatory complex protein PAN1-like. Lineage: Eukaryota; Metazoa; Chordata; Aves; Anseriformes; Anatidae. The record is from RefSeq and is a predicted model, not a curated record. Bases 646 to 1593 code for a protein of 315 amino acids. The transcript has 2 exons.